AUUGUCAUCUAUUUCCUGUUUAUGCUAGCUGUCAGAGUUCCCAUUAGCCAUAGCUAACUUAGCUUUUUCUUUUAAAAGGUUAGUUAUUUGCUCGAUAUUGAUUAAAAAUGAGUUUAGACUCACUUUUUCAGCAAGUACUUUUGACUGAACAGCAGCAGAGCGAGCAAAUACAAAAGUUAAAGGAUGUCAAAGUAUCCAUUAUCAGAUGCAAUGAAAAGAUCAAAAGUGCAAGUGAAAAGUAUGAAAACACCCAACAGGAGCUUAACAAAAAGGCUCCGCAGUUGUGCGCACUCCGGCUGCAGUGUGACUUGAUGACGAAGACUGAGGAUUUGAUGUUGAAGCACAUCGAGGAGCUGAACUGUCAGAAGAGCCACCUGGGAGAAAGUCUAGCCAAGAUCAGGAGGGAAUCAAAAGUAGAAGAGGAAAACUUCCUUCAGGAGAUCUCAAGGUUCAACAGAGACUUCAGUCUUCAGGGAAACAAAGCAACGCUGUUGGAGAGCCAGACACACUCUGAGCUCAUGCUUCUGCAGAGGGAGGAGGCGGCUUUACACAAAGAGAUGGAGGCCAUGACAGCAGAGAACGACCACAUGAGAGCUGCGGCGGAGGAAAAGAACGCCCUCCUGCUUGAACUCCAGGAUGUGAAAAACACUGAAAGAGACCUGGAUCGGCAGCUAAAGGAGGCAAAACUGACAACUCAGUCUUUGAGACUGGAGAGCCAGUUUGUGAGUCAGAAGCAUCUCACUGACAGCACGUGUGUUAGACUGAGGAAGGAGUUGGAGAUGUAUAAAGAAGAAGAGCUCGAACACCUGAAAGACACACUCAACUCAGAGAUACAGUUCUUGCAGUUGAGGUUGGACCCUCGAGAUUAAUCUACAUUAAGAUUGUCUCACCAGAAUGUUCACUUUAGUUGAGUGUUUGUUUCCUUUGUUAUGAAAAAGAAAUAGUUGUUUCUAUUAUUGUUCUAACUCAGAUGUUUAAGAAUUGUUCUUGAUUUAAAUUUUAUUUUUGAAAAGAAAAAAGUAAAGUAAAUAUAGAUGGAAGGAUUGGCAAAUGCAAUGAAAGAAGCAUUUAAAGUUAUUUCGCACUGCCCUCUAGUGUUGAAAGAAAAGUACUUCCAUUCCCUACAUCCUGUAAUUUUGAGUGGUGAGAAAGCAUAAAACUCUGGAUAUUCCUGUAAAUCUUUUCUAUUGCUAAUUCAUUUUAAGGAUGUUUUUACUUGGUUUUUAUUUUUAUUUUGAAUAAAAAAGCCAAGAAAAAA
Molecule: messenger RNA, 1258 nt
Organism: Oryzias latipes (Japanese medaka)
Lineage: Eukaryota; Metazoa; Chordata; Actinopteri; Beloniformes; Adrianichthyidae
Product: coiled-coil domain-containing protein 172
Cellular component (GO): cytoplasm
Source: RefSeq, a predicted model, not a curated record